AUGCAAACUUCCAUAAAAAAGGGCACACAAUGCCGAUGCGUGGUUCAAAUCAGUAUUGGUGGUGGAUCCACAUGUAGAUGGAUCGCUGCCUUGGAAGAUGCUGCGAUGCGGAUCAGCGGACUUGGAGGUAAAGGUAUAGACAAAGAUGUUUUCACAGAUGGUGACUCCCAUUUCGCCUAUGGAAUGUUGACGGGAGAACAAGUAGAUCUCCAUGAGACUAAUAGAGAUGCGAAAACAUACAAGAGAUAUAUCUGGAAAGUGCUUGAAGAGGCAACUAGAAGUAAUGUAUGUAUAAAGACUGGACCUAGUCCCGAUAAGAGUGAUGGUCUGAGGAAAAGUACGUGGUACGGUAUAAUGAGCGCUGAAGGUCUUGCAUUUGAUGACGAAGGCAAUGAACUUGGGGAAGGACAAGUCUAUCUGUACAACGCCAAGGAAGGUAAAGAACCCUACUUAGGUUUCGAAGAUAUCCAAGAUGAUAUCAAAUUUUACUUCAAGCCUAAAUACCUCAUGCCCGAUCCUGACAUUGAUCCUAGUGUUUCUGCUCCAUCAUUGCCAUGCACAAGCCUCAACUUUGUUGAGGAUAUUAUGGAUAGUCAUUGUAGUCAUCUUCUAUACAAUCAUUGA
Molecule: messenger RNA, 624 nt
Organism: Kwoniella mangroviensis CBS 8507
Lineage: Eukaryota; Fungi; Basidiomycota; Tremellomycetes; Tremellales; Cryptococcaceae
Exons: 5
Coding region: 1-624 (207 amino acids)
Source: RefSeq, a predicted model, not a curated record